UCGAUAGGCGACAACUGGAAGACAGCCGCAUCUCGCAAAGUUCAAAAACCGUCCAAGGAUAAUACCAAUUACGCACACCACAGAUUCCUCUCAUCACUUUUUGACAUGAAGCUUAAUGUUUUCGUCACCACCGUGGCUCUGCUCGUUGCCUUUCCACCACCAUAUGAAUGUAGAGCCAUCGACGGCAGCUCCAACCAGCCAGCCACGGACCCCGAUGGAGAGCGACAGUCCCUUCCGCUUUUGGCACGCUUAGGAGAGGAGUUCUUCAUCCGGCUCGGUAACAGAAACCAGAAUUCAGCCCGGUCCUCCCCAGACGACUAUUCCGAGACAUCCCAGUAUUCAAAACGAGCACUGCAGCUCCAGUUAACCCAGCGUCUGUUAGAGGGGAAAGUUGGAAACAUCGGCCGCUUUAAUGCCAAUUACGCGCUUCGCGCACUCGACUCUGGGGAGAGGGAGCGCAGGUCGGAGGAGCCGCCGAUUUCUCUGGACCUGACCUUUCAUCUGCUACGAGAAGUACUAGAGAUGGCCAGAGCCGAACAAAUGGCCCAGCAAGCUCACAGCAACCGCAAAAUGAUGGAAAUAUUCGGGAAGUAACCACGAGAUCCAUGUACCAAAGAUAUUUUUACAUUUAGCACAAACAUAAAUAUUCUGUACCAUAGUGCUGCUUUUCCAUCAUGAUCUAUUUAUACCGGUGAUUUAUUUAUUUGUAGAUAUUUUAAUGGAGACCAAUAGAGUAGGCGUGUCAUGAUUGCGCAAAACUGUCAUGAAUCUCCAUCCAUGUUAUUGUAUAAGUGAUCAUUCAGACCUGUAGAUGAUACAAAACGGUCGUUUGAAUUUCGUAAAAAAAAGACAAUAUUUUCAAAUACUGUAUUAUUUAUCUGAAAAACCUGCGUUUCAUUGUAACAUACAGUACAUUGUUCAAAUUUGUUAA
Molecule: messenger RNA, 931 nt
Organism: Triplophysa dalaica
Lineage: Eukaryota; Metazoa; Chordata; Actinopteri; Cypriniformes; Nemacheilidae
Gene: crhb
Product: corticotropin releasing hormone b
Exons: 2
Coding region: 106-594 (162 amino acids)
Cellular component (GO): extracellular region
Molecular function (GO): hormone activity
Source: RefSeq, a predicted model, not a curated record